Monascus purpureus is the source of this 1599-nucleotide messenger RNA. Lineage: Eukaryota; Fungi; Ascomycota; Eurotiomycetes; Eurotiales; Aspergillaceae. The record is from the annotation of a GenBank genome assembly.
CCUCAAUUCCCUCUCGCCGGCCUCUUCUCCCUCGGACUACACUACUGCACGCUAUAUCCAACCUUAGAUAUCCCGUCUCCACCAUGUCCAACAUCCCUAGCGAACCCGAGUUCGAGCAGGCCUACAAGGAGCUCGCGGCCACUCUCGAGAACUCGACUCUCUUCGAGAAGAUUCCUGAGUACCGCAAGGCUCUGCAGGUCGUCUCCAUCCCCGAGCGUGUCAUCCAGUUCCGUGUCGUCUGGGAGAACGACAAGGGCGAGGUCGAAGUCAACCGUGGCUAUCGUGUGCAGUUCAAUUCCGCGCUCGGCCCGUACAAGGGUGGUCUCCGCUUCCACCCGUCGGUCAACCUGUCGAUCCUGAAGUUCCUGGGCUUCGAGCAGAUCUUCAAGAAUGCCCUGACUGGAUUGAACAUGGGUGGUGGCAAGGGCGGUUCCGACUUCGACCCUAAGGGCAAGUCGGAUAGCGAAAUCCGCCGCUUCUGCGUUGCCUUCAUGACCGAGCUCUGCAAGCACAUCGGUGCUGAUACCGACGUUCCCGCCGGUGAUAUUGGUGUCACUGGCCGUGAAAUCGGUUUCCUGCUCGGCCAGUACAAGAAGAUCCGGAACCUAUGGGAAGGCGUUCUCACCGGGAAGGGCACCACCUGGGGUGGCAGCUUGAUCCGCCCGGAGGCCACCGGAUACGGUCUCGUUUACUAUGUCAACCAUAUGAUUCAACACGCCAGCAACGGCCAGGAGUCCUUCGCAGGCAAGCGCGUCGCCAUCUCCGGCUCCGGCAACGUAGCCCAGUACGCCGCACUCAAGGCCAUCGAACUCGGCGCGACCGUCGUCUCCCUCUCAGACAGCAAGGGUGCCCUGGUCGUCGACGGCGAAGGCAGCUUCACCCCCGAGGAAAUCGCCCUCAUCGCCAAGAUCAAGGUUGACCGCCAACAGAUCUCCAGCAUCGCCUCCUCCGCCCCCUUCGCAGGCAAGUUCAAGUACAUCCCCGGCGCCCGUCCCUGGGUGCACGUCGGACAAGUCGACGUCGCCCUCCCCUCCGCAACCCAGAACGAAGUUUCCGGCGAGGAAGCCCAGGCUCUCAUCGACGCCGGUGCCAAGUUCAUCGCCGAGGGUUCCAACAUGGGCUGCACCCAGGCCGCUAUCGAUGUCUUCGAGGCCCACCGUCAGGCUAACCCCGGUGCCGCCGCCAUCUGGUACGCACCCGGCAAGGCAGCUAACGCCGGCGGUGUCGCUGUUUCUGGUCUCGAGAUGGCCCAGAACUCGGCCCGGCUCACCUGGACCUCUGAGGAGGUCGACAAUAAGCUCAAGACUAUCAUGCAGUCUAUCUUCCAGGAUGGUCUGAAGACCGCUUUGGAGUUUGCCACCCCGCAGGAGGGUGUGCUUCCUUCUCUCGUGGCUGGUAGCAACAUUGCUGGUUUCACCAAGGUUGCUGCUGCUAUGAAGGAUCAUGGCGAUUGGUGGUGAUUUCUAUAAUCAUCCUUAACGCCACAACAUGAUAUCCGCUUACGACGUACGAUAGAAGCGCUGGUUCGUUUACUACUUUUUUGGUUUAUAUUUCCCAUGCCAUCUCCUUUUUCUUUUGUAUAUAGAAUGAAUAAUGUGA